AUGUUGUUCAAGAAAUACAAGAAGUCCGGGCUCUUUUUCGGGGUCUGCCUGUUGGCCACUGCGUGUUGGGCGCAAAACGACACUGCCACACCGGCACCGGCGGUGACGACGGCGCCAGUGGGCGAAGUCCUAGACGACACAGACGCCAUCAGCUGCAUGUGCGUGCCAAGGGACGAAUGCAAGGACGAAACCGUCGACAGGAAACGGAAGACCGUACCGGCGUCCAAGGACGACAUCUGCGGUCCGGAAAUGGUCUGCUGCUCCCACCUGAUCGUGCGCACGGAGAAGACGGUCGAGACGCACUCCUACUACUACAGCAAUGCGAAGAACGCCGAAGCCGAGGGUGUUGCGAAGGCGGGAGAGUUUCCUUGGCAGGCACUAUUGUUUUCGCAAGAGGAGGAAUUUUUGUGCUCAGGAGUGAUUGUGAGCCCAAAGCAUGUACUCACAUCGGCAGCGUGCGUCCACGAAUUUCAGGGUGACAAGGCUUCCAAGCUAGGUGUCCGUCUCGGCGUGUUAGAUAGAACUGUCGACGAACCGUCUCCAAUAUAUCAGAACUACACUGUGGAGAAGGUCGUGGUGCACCCGAAAUUCCGCUCAGCGUACAUCCGCAACCUGGCUGUCAUCAAGCUGGGCCAAGAAGUGGGCACCACACCGAGCAUCGGUCGCAUUCCUGUUUCCCGACCUGAGGACUCGUUUGUGGGCAAGACGUCGUGCCUGGUCAGCGGCUGGGGCAAGAACCUCAAGCGCGGUUCCCUGUAUCAGCAACUUCGCAAAGCGAACGUUACUGCCCUGAAUAGGACUGACUGUCUAGAGCAGCUGAAGAAGACAAAACUUGGCCCGUCAUUUAAGCUGGAUAAUGGUUCCAUGUGCGCCGCGGAAAACACCACAGCUGCUGCGUGCGAGGGUGACGAAGGCGGCCCGAUGGUGUGUAAGCGAGAUGGAGAGGACCGAUUUGUUCUCGUGGGCAUUGUGUCCUAUGGAGACCUGCUCUGUGGUCAGAUGGGCGUUCCUGCCGUCUUUGCAGACACGUCGAGGAACAUCGAUUUUAUUUCCGAGACAACUGGGCUACCCAAGGAACGCUUUUACAAGUCUUAGCAGUCGCAAAGUUUCGCGAAACACUUGGCUGCGUCCAUUGCUGUAAUACAGUCCGAUGGAAAGCUUCUGAAAGGCAGCCUAUGCAACUUAAUGCGUAGAAUAGGCAAUUAGUUUAUUGCCCCAUCGAUUUUAUGAAGCCAUCAUUUAAAUUCACACUAUUGGCAUUUUGACGCUCUAGAGUAGAUUCAUUAUGUAACUUAUUUUAGCAGGCAUAAGUGCAUCCUAAUGUCUUCUGCAGACUUCAUUUGUAACAACUAUGAACAUGUUAACACUACGAUGUCAUAAACGAUCUUAAUAUGACUAGACAGUUUGCAAAACGUGAGGCGCCAGGCACUGGCAUCAAGAGGCAUUCUAGAAAAUUUUUGUAGCAGCCAAUGGAUUCCAUGUAGGUGAACGGGGGAGGCCUGGCGAGCAACUGCACUACCCUUUUUUAGAUCUCUGUAAUGUCAUUUGGUGUAGAUUGC
Messenger RNA from Ixodes scapularis (black-legged tick), 1559 nucleotides. Its product is annotated as kallikrein-4. Bases 1 to 1095 code for a protein of 364 amino acids. Gene Ontology annotation, biological process: proteolysis. The record is from RefSeq and is a predicted model, not a curated record. The transcript is spliced from 8 exons. Gene Ontology annotation, molecular function: serine-type endopeptidase activity. NCBI's taxonomy places the organism in Eukaryota, Metazoa, Arthropoda, Arachnida, Ixodida, Ixodidae.